This is a messenger RNA of Archocentrus centrarchus (flier cichlid), 4853 nucleotides long. RefSeq names its product interleukin 11 receptor subunit alpha (gene il11ra). Gene Ontology annotation, cellular component: membrane. The record is from RefSeq and is a predicted model, not a curated record. Bases 155 to 1351 code for a protein of 398 amino acids. The transcript has 12 exons. Gene Ontology annotation, molecular function: protein binding; cytokine receptor activity. NCBI's taxonomy places the organism in Eukaryota, Metazoa, Chordata, Actinopteri, Cichliformes, Cichlidae.
CUCCUCCUCCUCCUUUCUGUCCGACUUUGUUACUUUCUAAGCCCGCUAGUCCGUGUCUAGUGUCUUCGGUGAGUUGAGGAACAACUCGUAGUGGUACCGACCAUGGACGGCGACAACAUAAUAAUGCCUGUUUGACUCGGGGAGAGUUUCCAAGAUGCCAGGCCUUUUGUUCAGCCCUGUGUGUCUGACAGUCAUCUGGUUUUUAUCGUGGUCACUGUGUCCCACUUGUGCUCAGAUUUGGACCGAUGAAGUGUCAGGUGUGCACUAUGGGCGCUUGGAGUCAAAUGUGACACUGGCAUGCGGAAAGUCGCAAAUCAGGUUACCUGUGGUGUGGCAUCUCAACCACAGCCCAAUGUUACCAUGGCAUCAAGUGACAUCAGAUGGAAGGUUAGUCCUGCUGCAUGCCAACCAUUCAGCGCAGGGCAUCUACAGCUGCUAUGACAACAGUGGGGUCCUCCUCCAUUCUAUGAAACUCAGGCUGGGCCAUCCCCCUGGGCUGCUGAGCAUUUCCUGUCAAGUGCCCAAUCACACGCAUGUUCGCUGCUCCUGGGUAGAAUCGGUGAAGACCUUCCUGCCAGCAAAGUAUAAUGCCUCCUUGAGGAAUGGUCAGGAGUGGAGCCCGUGCAUUGUGGACGUCACCCAGAAGCACUGCGAUGUAGAUCACCCUGCUUUCUGGCAGCCCAUCCAUACCCUUAGAAUCACAGAGACAAAUGCUCUCGGGUCUACGACAACAAUUGCCCGUUUUAAAUUACAUGACCUCUUAAAACCAGACCCUCCGGAGUCAGUAUUGGUGAAGAAGAUUGAAGGGUAUCCAAAGAAGCUACUAGUCUCAUGGAAAUUUCCCUCUUCCUGGCCGCUGCAUGACGCUUUCCCUCUGGUGUUUCAGAUCAGAUACAGGCCAAAGGACUCUAUGUACUGGUCAGAGAUUUACUCUUUGGAGAGUUCAGUUGUGAUACUGGACGCCCUGGCAGGCCACCUCCACCAGGUUCAGGUGCGAGCCCGUGACGAGGUGGACACAGAGAGCCAGUGGAGUGAAUGGACUCCCUUGCUUCUGUGCAGGCCCUGGGAAGACUACACCACCCCUGAACCUAAUGAGGAACUGGACAUCUAUCUUCCCUUUACCCCCACUAACAAUUCAAAGCCUGAAGCCUCCACUCCAAAGUCACACGAUCCUAAACAUGGGGACGAAGGUAAUUUAGGUCUGGUGAUUCUCCUGGUUUUGUUCUCCGUGGUCAUCCUCACCACCAUCUUUUCCCUCAUCUUUGUUGUGUGGAUGAGACAGAGGCGACGUGAUCAUGCCACCAAACAAGAGCUCACCUCUAUGGUCAAGAUGAAGUCCAUGCCGAUCUAAUGUUCAUUUGAAACACCUUCAACCCAUCAGCUCCUUCUGGGGCUUCACCGGUGAGUCAGCCUGCACUAUUACACGCUGUUAACAUGCUGACCGUCCAUAUUCAGCUACAUUAACUACAGAGCAUCACUCAGAGUCCAUCCAGAAUCCAGGACAACAGGAGCAAACCCAUGUAAAGAACUUGGCAAAGUAAGGUUGUUACCAGUUUAUAACAGCUGAUUGAUGGGUCAUUUUAGAAAGACUUCCUUGGACAUAUUCAGUGGUUACAAGUGCACUACCCAUAAUGCAUUACGAGACUCCUACCUGCCGUCCAUGGGUAGAGGGACACUCCUGCUCACUUCAGCAAUGUACACUACUCAGCAGACUGUAGGAGCGACACUGCACCAGGACAUUAGAGUGCUCUGUCAAGUCUCCUCAGACUUUUUGACUUUUAAACAACAAGUAAGGAAAAACAAGUGCAGCUGCCAUACAGGAGCAAUGGGGGAACAUUGUUUCUGGAACAACUUCACACCCAGAACUCCUCACAUUCUUAUUCAUUGCGAGAAGUAACACAUUACCGCGUGUUCAUUCUCACAUCGACUGAUCGACCGACUCAAUGCUGUGAAGGAAGCAAAACUUCUGUUCAUUUCUGUGUGUGUCUGAUGCCAAAGAAGCAAUGACGGGCAUUAUGGGCUCAGCUGGGAGGCAGGGAGCAACCUGUCACCUGCUCCUGGCAUGAGGGAGAAUAUGGACAUAGAGAACAAGGUCCGGGGUGGGCAGUUUGAGUUUAAUAGACUUUAUUUCAUGUACGACAAGUGAUUUUAUGUUGCAUGAUAUUCCUGUUAUGUUGUCUGGCAUUAGGUAAAGGUUUUGUUUCUUUUGUUGUAGCUCUUUGUGUCCACCCAUCCACUGUGUGAAUGAAAGACUCACAAAGGAGAAAGAGGGAGAGAUACUGGCCUUUCAAAGAUCACCAGCAUUAUGACGUUACAUAGAUUCUUAGUCAUCUAGAGAAUAUUAGAGCAUAGAUAUUCAGAGUCUGAAUAACUCCAAAGUCACUGUCAUUUAAAAUAAAAUGGGGGUGUAAUAUGUUGUGUUCAUAUUCAUUAUUAAAUCAAACAAUAAAUUGAUAAAGAACACAAAGGAGCAAAUCUGAAAAGCUGGAACUUAAACUGUUAAUUGGAAUAUAUUAAAACAGUUUUCAAUCCACUCAUAAACUGACUGGUACAGUCAUACUUUUAGAAACAAAAUCUGACUUAAUAAGGCUAUUAUUUUUACAAAAAAAAAAAAAAAGUUAUCUUAAAUUAUUUCUUAUUUUAUUUUUAAAAUAAGUUACAAAAUUAGAGUAAUGUUACUAAUGAAAUGAGGCUAUAGAUUUAGAUAGAUACCUCCGAGGGGACAAAAGCUAGCUACAAAGUGUUUUGUUUUAUUUUCAAACAAAACAUGGAAAGUGCUGCAUUCAGUGUCAGUAGGAGAAAUAUGUGUACUCCGCAUCUGUCCGUGCAUGAGAGAGGUGGCUUGUGGGUGGUUACUACAGUUUUGUACACCACAGUAACUAACAAAGAAAGCGGUGUGCAGCAGUAGGCUUUUCACUAUGGUUAGUAAAAUGAAUGUAAAUGAUGGUUUUAGGAUGCUGACUUUUUUUUUUUUUUUUUGGAGAGGGAAACAGUAAAGUCUGGGGGGGAGGACAUAAACAGUGGGGCAUUGGCACAGAUCAAACAGUUGCCAUCGACUGUAGCAAUUGUAGAAAUUUAAGAAAGUAUUCCCCCGGCUGCUCGGUUAACCUUUGACUUUAUGCAGCUAGAUCAGUGCAUGUUGGGCGGUGGUGGAGAUGAGCGUGUAUGCAAUAAACUGACAAGAGUAACCCUCGCUCACUGUACAUCUGUCUCCUCAUGGAAAACAUUUGAUUUCUGGGUGGCCAGCACUUAAAAAUACCUCUGUACAGCUUGUCUGCUUUAGCCCUGCUUUUCACACCUGUGCCUGUAAACCUCGUGUCCUGGCUGGCGUUCUGCCAUGGAAGCGAGAGGCUCUUCUGCUUGAGAAGCACACAUUAAGUGUUUUUUUUCUUUUCUGCUGGUUUGGUGGUUAUAUGUUGCUCAUCCAAGGCUGUGUAGUUUCUUUUGCUGACUGUCAUUUCAGAAACGCAAGGUGCACCUAAGUCAAACUUUUUCUUUUCUUUUUUCCCCAGUUUGACAACUGUAUUGUCUCUCAAGCUAGCUCCACAUAUUAUGCAUGGAUCCAGUUGAAGCUUUUAUGUAUAUUAUUGUAUAUCAAACUUAAAAAAAAUACAUAUGUAUGUUACAUGUGAUGUUUAUAUAAAGGAAAAAAAAAAGUCAUCUUCGGGGUAGAUUCACAGACAUGGUUUAGCUCAGUCUUGUGUUAAAAAUGUUCAUUUUUAAUGAAUCUAUGAUUCCUUACAAAUAUCAGCAGACAGAUUAUAUAAGUAAACAUAUUAAAUGCUCCCUUUCAAGCACUGUAGGUCAAUGCUAAAACUGAUUUGACAAAUUGGGUGCAAAUACAGUGUUAGGGAAGGGAGCUUUCCAUAGUAUUAAUGACCUGGGGUAAGCCAUUUCUGGAGAGUCUUCCCAGCAUUGUGUAUGUGUGUCUUUUUCCCCAGUUAUAUGAAGCUGUGUUACUGUACGAUUACUGUAUGGACAACGUGUUUACUGAAUUAGUCCUUAAUCAUUGUUUAAUAGCCUUUUUUUUUAAGUCAGAACCACAAAUGGAAACUUUCUUUUCUCCAAUUCUUCCUCCGUUCUGGUGGCAACAUUCAGAAAUAAUUGAAAGUGGUCAUAUUUUUAAAAUUAUUCACCAAGUCAAUUUGAAAACUGACUUUUUACUUCCUAUUUAAAUGUGUCAUUUUUUUCUUUUUUGUGUGCUCGUCUUGGCCUUCAAGGUCGAGUUGAAGAGACUUUAAUCAAGAGGUGUGACUCUUAUACAAAAUAUUCAGUUUCAUACGAGGAUGUUUUUUUUUUUUUUUUAAAAAGAUACUAAAUAUGACACGAAAUGAGCCACUUUGCCAUAUUUGCUACAUUUAUAAGUAAUAAAGUUAAUAUUUUUCCAAUCUAAGCAGUGAUAUAAAAGUGAAAUAACUUUUAAAGAUAUUUUUGUGAUAAAUAUUCAAAGUAAACUUUGAUCAGGAAAUUGCAUAAAUCAUCCAUCGGAUUGAAUUUUAUGGGCACAGUGCCAUAUCAGUGAGCGUUAUUCACCCUGUUGGUUUUGUUUUUAAGGUUUCAAUGUGACAUGUUUUCCUUCCAUAAAGUGUAUGCCUAUGGAGUUCUUUCUGUGUCUUUCCUGUUUUGUUUUUUGUGUGGACAAACUUCACUCACGGUCUACGUUCCUCUGCAGUAUGCGAUAGUAAGAGGAGCCUGUUGGUUGUAGUUCUUGUAACUCAAAUGAAACUCAGGCAUCCAUUCUCAGAUGUACAUAGUCAUUUUUUUUUCUUUGUGUACAACAGAUAUCACCAUAAGCUGUUUUUUUUUUUUUCUUCCUGUCCUGGUGUCUGUGAAAUAAAAACUAUUUUAUCACA